Messenger RNA from Plodia interpunctella (Indianmeal moth), 1553 nucleotides. Its product is annotated as homeobox protein Hox-B5a-like. NCBI's taxonomy places the organism in Eukaryota, Metazoa, Arthropoda, Insecta, Lepidoptera, Pyralidae. Gene Ontology annotation, biological process: anterior/posterior pattern specification; regulation of transcription by RNA polymerase II. Gene Ontology annotation, cellular component: nucleus. Bases 70 to 1434 code for a protein of 454 amino acids. The record is from RefSeq and is a predicted model, not a curated record. Gene Ontology annotation, molecular function: DNA-binding transcription factor activity, RNA polymerase II-specific; RNA polymerase II cis-regulatory region sequence-specific DNA binding. The transcript is spliced from 2 exons.
AUCACCGUCUCCCACGCAGUCCGAUUUUAGUACAAAAUCUAUGUGAAGUCAUAGUACGUUCUUUUCAGUAUGUCUUCAGUAGCAGCAAGCAACCGUGCUAGUGAAAUGUGGAACAAUAGUGUCGAUGUGAACAACCAAAGUGCCAGACAAAACAAACAUUAUAACUAUAGGCCGUAUCCCGUGGUGUCACCCAAUCUUUACAAUUACCAAAAUGACUAUUACUCUCAAAAUUGUGAAUAUCCUAACCCCCUUCAUAAUGGUUACGGUGGUAAAACGUAUGGAAAUGACAAUCAGUGUAAUGGAAUAGUGAAAACGGAGCCAGGUAAUUUUCAUAAUUAUCCUCAAAAUUAUGUUACUGAAAAUAUGAACGAAGAAAUGAUUCAUAGAUGGCGAGAAAUGAAUUAUUACACACAACAACAGUACAAUAACUACGGGUAUGAUCAAAGACUGAAUCAAGCAAUUAAUCAUAACAUAUUAGACAAUAAGAGUGAAGAAGGUAGGCCUGUUAAUUCACCUGGUCAGUGCAGCAUUCCAGAGACCAGCUACGGUUCACCUCACAGCUCCUCCAGUCACAUGAAAUCUGCAUCUCCCGAAAGUGAAGAUUCUCCAAAUCUACGAGCUUUAUUAACGAAACCACAGAGUAAAAAGUCGGUUCCGUAUUUCGUCAAAUGUGAUAAGUCAUUUGGACAAGAAAUAAAUAGAAUUAUGUUUAACACAGAUGAGAUUAGUGAUUGGGAAAAAAAUAAUGAGAAAUUAACGGAAAAGGAAUGCAAUUUAUCGCAAUUUCAUGGUGGAUUCGAAAGCAGCGAAGGUCAAGUUGUGAAGAGUAAGUCUACCGUGGGUGUGGCUGGUACGAAAGAAGCACCGUCAUCUCUGGAGCCUGCGCCGGAGCCCUGUCAUGACGUGACGAGGGUCGCGGCAGGCGGGGACAAUGCGGAUUACGGAGAGAACAAGAUGGCCGCUGCAUCCGAUGCACAAGCAUUUUAUCCAUGGAUGAAAGGCGUUGGUGGCGAUGAUAAAAAAGAAGGAUCGAAAAGAACGAGACAGACCUACACGAGAUUCCAGACGUUGGAAUUGGAAAAGGAAUUCCAUUUCAAUAAAUAUCUUUCAAGAAGACGAAGAAUAGAAGUAUCUCAUGCACUAGGAUUGACAGAAAGGCAGAUCAAGAUAUGGUUUCAAAACAGAAGAAUGAAAGCUAAGAAAGACGGCAAGUUAACGACUUCUCCAGAUCCAUACGCAAACGAAGAUAUGGGUAUGACAAAAUUGAGCAAUUUACCUGAUUAUGUAGAUUCUAGACAACAAAUUCCAGGACAUAUUGAAAUUCCUAAUUACCACAAUGUAGGAACAAUACCAAACUCAAUGAGUCACAUGCCUCCAAAUAUGUCUCAAAAUUGCAUGAUACCUCCUUACGGUACUAUGAUGCCGAAAAUAUGACCCAAAACAAAAUUACAAAAUACUUUAUUUGUAACAUACCUAACUGGCACAUAUAUCUUUAUAUUUAAUAUUGAGUAAUGAUUAUAAAUCUAUAAAUAUAGAAACGAGAUGAUUUUAUG